Messenger RNA from Sardina pilchardus (European sardine), 3839 nucleotides. Its product is annotated as Fc receptor-like protein 5. The transcript has 17 exons. Lineage: Eukaryota; Metazoa; Chordata; Actinopteri; Clupeiformes; Clupeidae. Gene Ontology annotation, cellular component: ribosome; cytosolic small ribosomal subunit; 90S preribosome. Gene Ontology annotation, molecular function: structural constituent of ribosome. The record is from RefSeq and is a predicted model, not a curated record. Bases 151 to 3651 code for a protein of 1166 amino acids. Gene Ontology annotation, biological process: cytoplasmic translation; ribosomal small subunit assembly.
UAAUGAAACUCUUUAACGAUUGGUCAGUUCUCAGCAAUAUAUAUGACGUCAUAUCCCACGCACACUCUCUUUUUGCCGUGAGGUUCAGAACUCCAUACGGCGUUGUCUCGUGCUCUCCCAUUUACUCGUUACGCAGGGAAAGUGGUCACGAUGUCCGGAGGUCUAGAUGUCCUUCAGAUGAAGGAGGAGGAUGUGCUGAAGUUCCUGGCAGCAGGAACUCAUCUGGGAGGGACCAACCUCGACUUCCAGAUGGAACAGUAUGUCUACAAAAGGAAAAGUGACGGUGUAUACAUCAUCAACCUCAAGAAGACCUGGGAGAAGCUGCUGCUUGCUGCCCGGGCCAUUGUUGCCAUUGAGAACCCAGCUGAUGUGUGUGUCAUCUCCUCCAGAAACACAGGCCAGAGAGCAGUGUUGAAGUUUGCUUCAGCAACUGGCUCCACCACCUUCGCUGGCCGCUUCACUCCCGGUACCUUCACCAAUCAGAUCCAGGCUGCCUUCAGAGAGCCCCGCCUCCUGAUCGUCACGGACCCCCGUGCUGAUCACCAGCCUCUGACUGAGGCCUCCUACGUCAACAUCCCCACCAUCGCUCUCUGCAACACUGACGCUCCCCUCAGAUAUGUGGAUAUUGCCAUUCCAUGCAAUAACAAGGGACAUCACGCUACCGGUCUGAUGUGGUGGAUGCUGGCUAGAGAGGUCCUGAGGAUGAGGGGCACCAUUUCCAGGGAGCACCCAUGGGAGGUCAUGCCCGAUCUGUACUUCUACAGGGAUCCUGAAGAGAUUGAGAAGGAGGAGCAGGCUGCAGCUGAGAAGGCAGUGGGCAAGGAGGAGUUCCAGGGUGAAUGGACUGCCCCUGUUGCUGACUUUGCUCAGCCCGAAGUGGCCGACUGGUCCGAGGGUGUACAAGUGCCCUCCGUUCCCAUCCAGCAGUUCCCUGCUCCCAUUGAUGCUGCUGCUGCUGCCAAGGCUGCCCCUGCUACAGAAGUGUAUGCAGGUGAGAUGACUAGUGAGUGUGAUACAAGAUACUCUCUGGAGCUCGUCUCAGACGGGAAAGAAGCUAACAGCUACUACAUCCUCAACGCUGCUGCCCCCCAACAUUCAGGUCUCUAUGUGUGCCGAGCAGAGAGAGGAGAGCCUGCCUCCUACACGUACAGCGCCCCAAUGCUGAUUUGGGUAAAAGAUCCUUCUCCUCCAUGUGUCCUAAACCUCAGUCCCAACAGGACACAGUUCUACGAAAAUGAGUCUGUGUCAUUUAACUGUGAGGGGACAGACAGUGCAAGUGGUUGGAUCUUGAGAAAAUACAGCAAUAAUAAAGUUUCAAUGAAGACUGAGAGUCCGGGUACAUUCAACAUCAAAUCCCUCAAUAUCUCUCAUAGUGGAAACUACUGGUGUCAGUCUGAAUCAGGGGAGUUUAGUAAUGUUGUUAACAUGAGAAUAGACAAUAGACCACAUCCAUAUGUAGAUGUCUCUCCAAAGGAUUGGCUGACUGCUGGAGAUUCAGUGUCUUUGCGCUGCAGUGUGGGCCUGUACUCCUCAACCUCUGACACAAGGUGGAGAAUCCUCUGGUACAAAAUUGUUCCUUACAGAGAGGAGCUGCCCACUUUUACAGACAAACAGGACAGCUCUACAUUUUCGGUGGAGCUCCUCCCAGACAGCAGUGGAGAUGGAGGCUCCUACACCCUCAACUCAGUUGGCCCUGAACACUCAGGGGUCUAUGUGUGCAGAGGAGAGAGAGAACAAUCUGAUUAUCACACAGAAUACAGUACACCUAAGCUUCUCUGGGUUAUAGAUCCUUCCCCUAAAGCUGCUCUGACCGUCAAUUCCAACAGAACUCAGUAUUUUCAGUCUGAGUCCCUCUCACUGAGCUGUGUGGCGCAGGGCAAUGCCAGUGGCUGGAGUCUGAGGCAAUACUUAUACUAUUAUCCUCCCUCAGGAUUAUCUCUUUCAGGAUGUCCUUUUAACAACACAAUGACUUGGGAUCAGUCCACGUGUAACAUCAGCUCACUUGAUGUUUCAGACAGUGGAAUGUUCUGGUGUCAGUCUGAAUCUGGACAGUAUAGUGACGCCAUCAAAAUAACAGUGAAGCAUAAUCCUCGUCCUACGUUAGAUGUGUCUCCCACCUGGCCAACUAAAGGAGAUACUGUGACUCUGAAGUGUGCGGUGUCAGGAUCCUCAUCUGGCUGGAGAUUCCACUUUUACAGAGUCAUUGUUCCAAUUGAAGAAGUUCUCCCCUCAGAAGAUACCGACGUCUAUUCACAUGAGCUGAAAUUAUCAGAAAACUCUACUGAGCUCCUCUCAGACAGCAGCAGAGAGGCUGAAGGAUCCUACACCUUCAGCACUGUGGGUCCUGAACACACAGGGUUCUAUGUGUGCCGAGCACAGAGACUAAAUCUAAACUCUUACACUCAUUACAGCAACCUUAGGCAUCUGUGGGUAAAAGAUCCUUCUCCUCCAGCCUCUCUGGGUAUCUAUCCAAACAGGUCACAUUUCUUUCCAUCUGAGUCUCUCUCACUGACCUGUGAGGUGAAGGGCAAUUCCAGUGGUUGGACUUUGAGACGAUUCACAAUCUACAACAAAGUUUCACACUGUGCUUUCAAACAUGGAUCAGUUACUUGGGAUCAGAGGCCAUGUCAUCUAAGAUCCUUAAAGGCUGCAGAUAGUGGACUUUACUGGUGUCAGUCUGAAUCUGGGGAGUACAGCAAUGGUGUCAAUAUAUCGGUAGAUGUUGAAAAACCAACUACAUCUCUACGUGUCCAUCCAAACCACUGGGUUAUGGAAGGAACUUCAGUGACAAUGACUUGUGUGGUUUAUCCAUCACAGUCAUCCAUAGAUUGGAAAUUCUAUUGGCACAAAGUUGUUUCCCCUGGAGAAGGCAUCACUAUUAAAUCUUACAGAUCCGAUCAGGUGAAGAGGUUCUCUGUGCAGCUCCUCACAAACAGUGAUAGUGGAUCUACAGGGUCCUACAAGCUGAGCUCAGUUGGUCCACAACAUUCUGGAAUAUAUGUGUGCCAAGGAGAAAGAGGAGGUUAUCACACUGAGUAUAGCAGGCCUCAUCUAAUGUGGGUUACAACUCCUUCACCCUCUAGUUGGCUAAGUGUCAGUCCCAACAGAACUGAGUUCCUUCCAUCUCAGUCUCUGUCCCUGAGCUGCAAGGUGCUUGGGAACGCAGCUGAGUGGACAGUGAGGCGGUAUGCAUCUGGAAAGCUUUCAGACUGUCCUUUUAACUCAAGAUCGGGCACUUGGGCCGAGUCCACAUGCAACAUCAGCUCUUUAGACACAUUUGACAGCGGUGUGUACUGGUGCCAGUCUACAUCUGGAGAGCGCAGUAAUGCUGUCAACAUAACAGUUCACAUACCAGAACUAUCAUAUUCAUACAUCUCAGUCAGUCCAAAUCACUGGGUGACUGAAGGCUCUCCAGUGACUUUCAGCUGUUCAGUUGGAAACCCUUCUCCAGGCAUGAGGUUUCACUGGUACAGAGCUGUUCCAGUCAGUGAAGGAUUACCUUUAGUCAGCUAUCGUGGUCGAUUCCAUGAGACUAAAUACUCCGUGGAGCUCCUGUCAGACAGCAGCAGAGGAGCUGGAGGCUCCUACAUUCUAAACUCCUCUGCUCCAGAACAUUCAGGCCUCUACUGUACGUCUGCAGAGCAGAGAUAGAAGAUCUGGAUGCUUACACUGAGUACAGCCAUUCUAAGCUCCUUACAGUAACAGGUCCCUCUCCCUCUGUCUGGCUUGAUGUCAUUCCCAGCAGAUCCCAGCAUUUUGUAUCUGAGCCUCUCACUCUGGCCUGCAAAGCACCGGAUGCUGCAGGGGUCUGGUCAGUGAGACGGUUCACUGUAUCAAAG